CGGUGGGCCGCGGCCAAUGAGGGCGGUGGCGCCGCAAGGGGCGGGCCCGGCGCCGGGGGAGGCUGUUUAAAGUGGCGCCUGCGGCGCGCGAAGGGAAUGGCGGAGCCGGCGGACUAUCCCCCGUUCCAGCUGGGGAAGCCCCGCUUCGAGCAGACUUCAUUUUAUGGCAGAUUCAGGCACUUCUUGGACAUCAUUGAUCCGCGCACUCUCUUUGUUACUGAGCUGUGGGGAGCUCAAAAAAUAAAGCAGGCCAUCAUCCAUCCUGAUACAAAUGAGACCAUCUUCAUGCCUUUCCGAAUGUCAGGUUACAUUCCUUUUGGAACACCCAUCGUUGUUGGUCUUCUCUUGCCCAACCAGACGCUGGCAUCCACUGUGUUUUGGCAGUGGUUGAAUCAGAGCCACAAUGCCUGCGUCAACUAUGCAAACCGCAACGCGACAAAGCCUUCUCCGACAUCCAAGUUCAUCCAGGGCUACUUGGGAGCUGUCAUAAGUGCUGUCUCAAUAGCAGUGGGCCUUAAUGUUCUGGUUCAGAGAGCAAACAAGUUUACCCCUGCCACUCGUCUCUUGAUCCAGAGGUUUGUGCCAUUCCCUGCUGUCGCUAGUGCCAAUAUCUGCAAUGUUGUCCUGAUGAGGCACACAGAACUGGAAGAAGGAAUUGACGUCUUGGACAAUAACGGAAACAUUGUUGGGUCUUCUAGAAUUGCUGCAAAACAUGCACUGAUAGAAACAGCCCUGACUAGAGUCGUCCUGCCAAUGCCUAUACUGGUUCUACCUCCAAUUAUUAUGUCCAUACUGGAAAAAACAUCGCUCCUGAGGUCCCGGCCCCGGAUGAUUCUCCCAGUCCAAAGCCUUGUGUGCCUCGCUGCCUUUGGCCUGGCCCUCCCCUUGGCCAUCAGUCUCUUCCCGCAGAUGUCCGAGAUUGAGACAUCUCGGCUGGAGCCAGAAAUUGCAAUGGCCACUACCAGUAAGACUGUAGUCUACAAUAAAGGAUUGUAAGUGGAAGUGGACCAUCUCAGCCCAGAAGAUUUGGGGAGGGAAAGGGGGAAACUUAAGGUCCCGACUGGGAAAAAGAAAACAUCAAGAUAAAACAAAUAAUAGAGCUCAGCGAUAGUAACGUAUUACUGCUCCUGGCGAACUGGGAGUAAAUUAACACUUGCAGAGAACUGACACCUCACACCAGUCAAAUAGAUUAAUAUUAAAAAUUUUAAAUUAGCAACAGGAGCAGCAACAAAAAAAUCACGUUGAAACACUUUAGAGAACUAGCUAAAGAGGAAUCUCAGAACUUAAUAGCGCUGCAUGGAGGGAUGUUUAAUGGUGUGUUUACGUGGUUAUACCUAACUACAUGAAAGCAGGCUUCACCAAGCAAAUUUUAUUUUUGAUGCAAAUUAAAUCUCCACACUGAUGCUGCACAAAAGUAAUUCCAUAGAGAUCAACGGGUGCAUGAAUGUGAAGCGCUUGAUAAGGUGUUUGAUAAGUGUCCUGUAUUGAUUUCAUGCCAAUCCUGCCCCAGUGAUCAUGCGCAAAAGUAGCCUUCCAUGGUUCAAUGUGCAGUGCUCCAUUAGCACAGCGAAGGACAUAGCCUGUGUGCCCUUCUUCCCUCCCUCCUUCUUCUGCAGAUGGUCCUGGCGGCAUCCUGUCAUUCACUGCACUUGCAAAGCUUAGUGCCACAGGAGCUUACCGCUGGGCAUAUCCACAAGGGCCCGGGUUUCAAGAUACUGGAAAGCCAACAUGCCCACAUGUUGAGUAGGAAGGGAUUGUACAAUAAAACAUAUGAUCGAUCCGCUCUUCUUUGCACAGACGGGAAGGAUGGAGUUUGUCCCACCUAACACAGACCCUCUAAAAGUAAGGUUGUUAAUCUCAGCUGAUUGGCUAAGCCAUGCUUUACUAACCUAGUUGUCCAAGGACAGAAUAUGCUUAACUUUCGAUCAGCCCUGAAGCGGUCAGGCAGUUGGACUAGAUGAUCAUUGUAGGUCCCUUCCAACUGGAACUCUUCUCUUCUCUUCUCUUCUCUUCUCUUCUCUUCUCUUCUCUUCUCUUCUCUUCUCUUCUCUUCUCUUCUCUUCUCUUCUCUUCUCUUCUCUUCUCUUCUCUUCUCUUCUCUUCUCUUCUCUUCUCUUCUCUUCUCUCUUCUGUCCUCCUUCUCUUCCUCCUCCUCCUCCUCCUUCUCCUUUCUUCCUCUUCAUCUUCAUCUUCCUCUUCUUCUCUUGUCUGUUUUUGCCAGUGCUUUCAGCCAGCAAAGCCAACGUUGCCCAAAGCCUUGCUGCAGUGCAGAGGAGGAUCACAAAGCAGAAACCAGUGGGCAGGACAGCUUCACCUGGCAGCCGUGCCAAGCUGAUGGCUUCAUGAGACUGCAACCUCAGAGGGAUGAAGUGCCCUCUGGAGAUAGCUGGCUGCCUGGCUGUCUCUUCAACUGCUCCACUUUGGGGUGUUUAAAGUGAGGCGGGGCACGUCCCCCCAGCGCUGCACUGAAUCCUGCCCUUGCAUGGGUUUGGGGCCAUAAUUUGGCUUUCUGGUAUUUUGUACCCGAGAGUAAACCCCAGGUGACUCCCUGAGGGCCAGAGAAGUCAAUGUGGAUUUUUAACAUAGUCACCAGCAGAAGACCAUGCCAAUAGUGAGCUCUGCCUCUGGGAUCAUUGUAGGGAUGGAGCUGCGGUGGUGAUAAACGCACAGGCUAUCAUCCUUCAGAUGCCAGUUUGUUGGGGGGUUUGGGGAGGGUGGGGGGAGCGAGGGAAACCAAAUUGCCACUGACACAGAAUGUAUUUGAAAGAUUUAUUGCAAUGCUUGAAAUUGGGAGGCCUGAGCCCUGCCGUGUGCUCCUCCACUGCUGACUGCUCGCACUCCCUACUGGAGUCAGACCUGUAGGAACUGGAGUUACGCAACGGUCAGGCCAGCUCAGGAAGACUGAUUCUGUCCCCACACUGGUGUAAAUCAGAAAUAAUUGCACAAAACAAAUAAAUUUUGCGGAUUUACAUGCCAGUGUGCAGGGGAGGAGAGGCCAGCUCUGGGCUCUCCACAGCUACUGUUGAUGGGCCAGCUCCCGGUCACCGACACUGGUGGAAAUGCAGAGUGGGUCCAGUUACACUCAUGGAGCUAUUCUGGAUUUACACCAGGGUAAGGGACAGCUGGAUUUCACCCAGUAGAGUUCUUCUAAUGCACUAGAUGAGAUGAAUGUAUGCUCUGGAGGAAACAAAGCCACCCCAUCUGCUCCAGGUGGGAUUUGGAGAGGCUGCAGGGAGGUGGCGUCUGUCCUAUGGACAUUUUCAUGGGCAUCUGUCCCACGGGCAGCACAGUGCAGAAUCAGGCCCCAUAUUUUGCCCUGGGAGUAACUCACUCCCCGCAGCAUUGAAAGAGGGGGACAGCCUUCCAGCCCCAGGAAGCAGGGCGGGGAUGCUGGCAAUCCCCAAACAGCAUCCUGCUGAUGGGAACCACAGUGGUGAGUCUUUGGAGAGUCAGCUGGGAUGAGCUGUGUGCCUGGAAAGGGCCCUUUCCAUUGCUGCAGGGGGUGGGAGGAGGUGAGGACCACUGUCAGGUGCUGAGGGUACAGGUACCCCUUGCACACACAUGCACAUGUGUGUGCAGCAGGGAGAGAGCUACUCUGAGUCUCAGACUUCAAUUUACAGCUCCGCUGAGCCUGCAGAAGUUAGAAGCCAAGCCGCAUCAUGUUGCACGGAGGCACAACUUGCAUUCUUCCUCCUCCUGAAUGGAAAUGCGAGGCUGAGACAGAAACAGCCUCUUGUGUUGACAGGGAGAAGCCUCCUGGCUCCGGUGCCUGUCUGGGUGGAUCAUUUCCCCUUCCCCAGUGGGUUUUGUUGCUGCCUGAACCAUUCUGCUGCAAGCUUGUUCAUCCCAGGCUCUGAUUUUUGGGGGUGGGGGAGUGGGGAGGGAGAAGCGAUGGAGACUGCACUUUGCUGUGAGGUUUCAGAGAGGUGGAGGAGGGAGGGAGACCCUGAUUUGGUUUUGCAUCAUGAUCACCAGUCAAAGAUUUUGGUGGCUGUGAGCUCCAGCUACCUGCAGGGCCCACAGAUGGAGCGAGGAAUUUGCAGUGGGGGAGAGGGGUCGGGGUUUUGCCUGCUAUGGUUCUUUAGGAGACACCCAAGGAAAAGCAUGGAUUGAGCAAGUUCUGCCUCGGGAAGGAGCCAGUUCCGAAUUUUCUCUAUGAUGGGGAGCAAGUAUGGAUGUUUUCCCUACACACACAUCACCUGCAGAGUUCCAGCUGCACCAGCUGUUAAUUGGCAGGGGGUGCUCAUCGUGUUAAUCCAGUGAUGCUUAAUAAGGACUGCACUGGUUUGGAGGAGGAUAGAUUUAGGGCUUAUUAAGCCACACGGCUCCUGUGACUCAUGAGGGCCUGAUCCUGCUUGAGGGGGUGAGGACCAGCUUGAGGGAUGUCAGAGGAACUGCGCUGCGAGAUUAUGGCUCGGCUCAAAAGCAGCUGCACAGUCGAACAAAUGACAAUCAAACAGUCUAAAUGAGUCUGGAUUUAUCAUCUUCCCGUACAAACCCCGUCAAACUUGUUUCACUGUAUGUGUCAUGAAAAUGGGUCUCAGUCAACUCGGCAGAGUUUGUGCUGAGAAAUAAAUACAUCCCAGGGUCCUGAGUCAGGCGUUUUCUGGUGUUUAUGUCUAAGAGCCGGAGCAGGCAGCCCAUCACAGCCUCUGGCAGGCUGGCAACAGCGUUUGCUCUCAGAUUUUGUUCAAAUGCAACUCAGAAUGUUGUGCCCCAUACCCAAAGCGCUGGGAAGAUGCUCCUGCUUGGAGCUGGGAAGGGAGAGCCACCACCGCAUGGGGUUCAGUUCCCUUUUCUCACCUCUUCUGGGAGCAUCUGCAGGUCUUGCCUUGCGAGUUGGCACUUGCAAUCAGUGAUACCCAUGAAGCUGGGGACCUGAGGACUUGACCUCGCAUCUCCCAAAACCACAUGCAUCCUCUGCCUCUGGACAGUCAGGAUGGUGCAGACCCAUCUCUUGCUGCCCUUCCCCUCGCUGUCCCCUGGCUUGGUGGUGAGUGGGACAAGGUGCAUGCAUGAAGAGCACAUUUUGGUGGCCCCAUGGUCCCAAACUCUUGGGCACCACGAGACCACGGUGUCCCCAUGCUGGGACGCUGAAGCUGCCUGAUGCAGUUCAGCUUUGGAGCCACCACCAUCCCAACGCAAGUGGGUGUCAAGAUGCAUUUUUAUUGAAAAGCAGCAGAAUGGCUCAGCAGACACCGACCUGACCCUUAUGGAUCUUAAAAGACCAUUUUGCUAGCAGGGGGCUCAUGGUUGGGCUCCCUCGUGCAGCGGUUCCAGCACUGGCUGGGCACAGUUGCUGCCGUUCGUGGUGGGACCGCCAGUGAGCACCUAAAUACCAUGUUCAACUCUUCUAUGUUAGAAAUGAAAAACAUGGAGCUGGGAGAGCGGCAGCACAUUAGUUCUGUUUAUUAGGACAGCAAGUUGUGCCAGAAAAGACUACACACAACAGCUAAUGAUAACAUUAUGCACAUUCACUUAAUAACUAAUUAAUCUCUUAGACUUUCCUAAUGUACAAAAAGGAGCCUUCGGUUUGCAAGAACAACCCAACCAUUUGCAUUUCUUAUUUCCUAUAAUUGGGGAAGUGGAAGAAACGGAGAGCAAAAAACCCACCACACAUAUCAAGUUGUUCACCUUGGCAGAUAAUAAUAAUGAGAUGAUCAUCUCCUGUAGUAUUUAAUUAGAAAUGUCGCAGUUAAUUGAUUUCUUGGAUAUGUUAAUUAAGAAAUAAUGAGGACCAGGUUGCAGCAAAAGGUGCCAGCGAGAAGUUUGGAGUCUCUCCUGGAAGAUGUGUCUGUUGGCUGCUCCCUGAGCCGGCCGGGGGACAACCAGGGGACAACCUGGGGGUUGUGUCACCCACGUCCCAGACUCACCUUUCAGCUUGGGCACAGCUCAGCUCCUUCCGUUUUUGCUUAUUGCUUAUUUUUCUGCUCCACAUUCCUGUGUGUGGCUGGGCGCGGGCAGAUGCCCAGCUCCUGGCAGGACGGGCAGCAGGUCACCCUGUUUGCUGCCCAUCCCAGCGCUGCGCAUCGUUGGGAUGCAGGAUGAGCCACCAGAUGCUGGACCCUGCUGCCCUGGGACAAGCGACACUGGUAGAUCUCAGGGUUGUACCAAUGCCACAUAGAUGAGAGAUGUAGGUGUCCCCUCCACUUCGAUUGGCUCCUCUCAAAGGGCUGUGAUGGAGAUCCGGAGCCUGGGAUGCCCUUCAGCUACACAGGGGGAACACAGGGGCUGCCGACAUGUUGCGGUGGGACCCUGAGAGCCUUUGAGCAAAGUUUUUUAGGCUACAAAGAAGCCCACCUGAGAAGCUGGCCUGGCUCUGAGGGUGUUCCCAGUGUCAGGUGUGGAGGCCUGAAGUGGUCCUGGUGGUGCAGAUGCCCCCCAGCCCUGGGUAUCUCCAGGGGGUCGCUUUAGGCAACGUCCACUUUUGGCUUUUUUUCCCCUUUUCUAUGGCUUAUUCUGCACCCAGCACCCUCAGCCGCCCCUCCUCACGCCAUCACCCUCCGGCACCCAGUCCGAAUGCACCUUAUAACUGCGCCAAUGGCAAGUCCCUGGGGACGCGGCGAGGGGGUCACCUGCCAGCACCCGCAUGUCUUCCAGCGGCCAGUGUCCCUCGGCCGCCCUCGGGCACCUGCCCUGUGCACCGGCUCUUUUUAACCUUCUCAGUAGAGUUACUGACCACGACACUCUGUGUAACGCUCAGACCUGUCUGGAAUAAAAAAGUUUGAAGAGG
Falco peregrinus (peregrine falcon) is the source of this 6733-nucleotide messenger RNA. It is a transcript of the gene SFXN5, whose product is annotated as sideroflexin 5. The transcript is spliced from 13 exons. Gene Ontology annotation, molecular function: citrate transmembrane transporter activity; monoatomic ion transmembrane transporter activity. Lineage: Eukaryota; Metazoa; Chordata; Aves; Falconiformes; Falconidae. Gene Ontology annotation, biological process: monoatomic ion transport; citrate transport; mitochondrial transmembrane transport. Gene Ontology annotation, cellular component: mitochondrial inner membrane. Bases 97 to 996 code for a protein of 299 amino acids. The record is from RefSeq and is a predicted model, not a curated record.